Molecule: messenger RNA, 1456 nt
Organism: Silurus meridionalis
Lineage: Eukaryota; Metazoa; Chordata; Actinopteri; Siluriformes; Siluridae
Gene: tdgf1
Product: teratocarcinoma-derived growth factor 1
Exons: 6
Coding region: 171-725 (184 amino acids)
Source: RefSeq, a predicted model, not a curated record
UAAUGUUGGUAUUGGUAUGGCGAAGCGGUGUAGAAGAGGCCAGGAACAAGGAGAUGGUGAUGUUUGGAGGAUAAAGUUAACCGCAAACUUUUACUUUUGAGUUGAACUCAAAGUUGCCACCAUUUGGUUUUAACUUUAGUUUUGGUUUUAACUUGGUUUUGAAGAGCAAAAUGAGUCAUCUACUGCUUAGGGUCAUGCUGUCUGCAGCUUUUGCCUGCCAAACAAUCACGCAUGGAUCAGGCUGUGAUGGUGUAAUAUGUGGGAAUGCUAAGGCACCUGGAAAGCAGCGUGACCAACACAGCGAACUGCUGAAUCAGUUUAAUGAAAUGAAUGCACCAUCUUCGGCUGGCCAGCACCAGGGCUCUGGGGCCGUGUUACCUUUUAUCGGACUCACUGGAAGUGCUACACAGAGUCGAAACUGCUGUAAAAACGGGGGUACGUGUAUUUUGGGGAGUUUUUGUGCUUGUCCAAAGCACUUUACCGGGCGGAGUUGCGAGUAUGACGAACGUAUCAGAAACUGUGGAGUUAUCCCCCAUGGAGAAUGGGUUCAAAAAGGCUGCUCCUACUGCAGAUGUGGAUAUGGAGUGUUACACUGCUUUCCUCAGGUCUUUCAUAGUGACUGUGACGAUUCCCAGGAAGUGCGCUGGUUUCGUUCGAACGCCCAAAGAACACUAUUGACCCACAGUCUCCUGUGUCUGGCGCUUCUUCUUUCAUUUCUGCUUUGAAGACGACUCCAGGAAUUGCUCUGAUAUUCCAGUCAGUCUUUUGGGCUCUGAUGUUUUCAAGCAAGAGGGAUGAGAGACAGGCUUAGCAAGAAGAAAGAAGUUUUAUUAAUGUAUCUCUUUUUGUUGUUGUUUUAUGCAGCAUUUAAUGGCAGCACUGAUUUAUUUUUAUUAUUUUUUCCAUCCAAUGGAAGCUAAGUGUCUAGCUGUGUUAAAUAUGACUGUUUUAAUGUGAAGGACCAUGUAUAAAGGAUUUAUAUAGAAAAUAUUUGUCAAUGUGGAUUGUGCCCAUAGAGCUGUAUAUGUGUGAUACGUUUUUUUUAUAUAUAUGAAUUAAUGUAACCAGCCAGUGAAUGUCCUUUAAAGAAGUCUUGUACUUCUAUAGAGUUGUUUGUUUGGCACCACUCUUCAUUGGGAGAGAGUACGAUAACGCCAAGAUAACCUCAGAUUGUUGACCUUUCCAUUUUUUUUCACCUUAUCUUACACAAACAAUUGCUCAGGCCAAUCAGUCACACUGGCUGAGUUGAUCUGAUAGAUCAUGGAAGGGAUGUACUGUAUUUGACUGUCACUGAAGCAAUUAAAUUGUCUCAGUAACGCACAUGACUGAUUAUUUACUGGUCUUAAUUUAGCCGGUAAAACCACAACAGCAUAAUUUAUCCUGGGCAUGAAUUAAAGUUUUACAGUGUGGGCAAAUAAAAAUGCAAUGUGCAAUAAAGAAAUGGAAUAUAACUGUG